GCGUGGGGCUGGCGACAGAGAGCGAAAGCAGCUGUAUCUGCGAAGCGGGUCUCUGGACUGGAGCGCCAUGGCAGACCAGUCUUUUGUGACACUAGCCACAAACGAUUCAUAUGUGAAAGGAGCACUUGUACUGGGGUCCUCACUGCGAAACCACAGAACAACAAAGAAGUUGACGGUACUGAUCACUCCCCAUGUCUCGGAUCCCAUGAGGAAAGUAUUGGAAAAAGUUUUCGAUGAAGUAAAGCCAGUGGAUGUCUUGGACAGCGGUGACUCAGCCCAUCUUGCACUGUUGAAAAGGCCUGAGCUUGGUGUUACAUUGACAAAACUCCAUUGCUGGGAACUAAUACAGUACUCAAAAUGCGUUUUCAUGGAUGCAGACACAAUGGUUUUGUCAAAUAUUGAUGAGCUUUUUGAAAGAGAAGAGCUUUCUGCAGCACCAGAUCCAGGCUGGCCAGACUGUUUCAAUUCAGGAGUUUUUGUCUAUCGGCCUUCCAUUGAAACAUUCGAUCAACUGUUACAACUUGCCACAGAGAAAGGCAGCUUUGAUGUUCUGCCAGCUUUCUUACCGGACAUGGAACCCGAGUUAUGGCGUGGGCCAACAAGUGGGGACCAGGGUUUAUUAAACACUUUCUUCAGCAGUUGGGCAACUACAGACAUCAGCAAGCACCUGCCAUUUAUUUAUAACUUAAGCAGUAUUUCGAUCUACUCCUAUCUCCCAGCAUUUAAAGCGUUUGGGACAAAUGCUAAAGUGGUUCACUUCCUGGGAAGACUGAAACCCUGGAACUACGCAUAUGACUCCAAAGCAAAAAGUGUCAAAGAAGAUGCUCAAGAUCCCACAGCGAUUCAUCCAGAGUUUCUCAAUAUGUGGUGGGACAUCUUCGUCACAAACAUCUUGCCAUUGCUACAUCAACAUGGUGUCGUUAAAGAUACAGCUACUGGUGUAAAGGCGCUAUCGGGCUUGGUCUAUACACUGGCUUUCUCUUGUGGCUUCUGCAGAGAGGAAGAGGUAGCGGAGGCCAUAUCCCACUUGUCACUUUCAUCUGCAGCUGUGCCAAACUCGCCGCCGUCACCGCCAGCUAUAUCCUCAGAAGAGCGCAAAGAGAGAUGGGAGCAGGGCCAGGCUGACUACAUGGGAGCAGACAGCUUUGACAACAUCAAGAAAAAACUUGACACCUACCUCCAGUAGACUCACUUGUAUCUGCUCUACAGACAACAGCAAUACAAGGACGUGUUUCACAGCUAUAGCAACUAGGAAAGUCAGAUAGGGUCAAAUUAAACUUGCUAGCAGUUUUGCCCACUGCUCAGCUGAAGGCUGUUGGCAGUACCGCAGGUAAGAACUGAGCAAAAGCUGUUGUUCUGAGUAUGAAUCCUUAUCCUUGUGCCAAUCAUGUGUCCAGUAGCCAGAUCUUCUCCUCUUGCACAAAACCUGUAAAAGAACUUGUUGGGAACAGGACACUGGACUGGCGUGAUACUCCAGGCUUACACCUAUAGGACUGUUGUGCUUUACCUCUUCCUUUCACCCCCCCUCCCCAAAAAAACCCUACCAUGUUUUGCUUGCUAUGUUAAAAUAAAGACUAGAGGUUAAGGCAGCUACAGUGAAGGGGCCUUACAGUAAGCACAUCAAAAAAACAUGCAGCAGCAAUCUGUGUAAAAACAUUGCUUUUCUGUCGAUUCCAGCCUUAUGGAAGACUUCUGACCAGACUUCUAUGCACAGUACCUAUAGCAUGGCAGAUACUUAUGUUCAGUUCUGUGUACUUUUGGGACUAGCAAACCUUUGAACUGUUAACCUGUAAAAUGGCACUGAACAUGCACAAUAAAAGAAAUCAUGGUAAAACCUA
Messenger RNA from Lacerta agilis (Sand lizard), 1838 nucleotides. RefSeq names its product glycogenin 1 (gene GYG1). NCBI's taxonomy places the organism in Eukaryota, Metazoa, Chordata, Lepidosauria, Squamata, Lacertidae. The record is from RefSeq and is a predicted model, not a curated record. Gene Ontology annotation, molecular function: glycosyltransferase activity. Bases 68 to 1186 code for a protein of 372 amino acids. Gene Ontology annotation, cellular component: cytoplasm. The transcript is spliced from 9 exons.